UAUGAGAGUAAAAAAAAAAGGAAAAGUCUGUGGAGUCGAUUCUGGAAAAAGAGAUGAGGAAUAAGGUGAACUCGCUUCUGAAACGAGGAAUCAAAGUUGUCGGCGAUGGCAUGUUGCUUAACAUAAUCCAAUCUGAAUUACGCCACGAGAUCUCCAACCCUCGUUUCCUGGGCGUUGAGACCGGAAAGCUAGGAGCUUUCAAGUUGGAUUGUGAUUCUCCGGGAAACAGAGACAUUGUCCUGAGGAGACAGUUUAAUUCAGGAGAAGAGGUUGUUGUAUCAGCUUUACUACAACAGGAGCCCAUUGAUGAUGCUGAUGAUGAUGAUAUAGCGUUUCCAAGGGGAGCUGUGGCCAAAGUGUGUAUCAGUAAGCCUAGACUCAGCUCUAUCCUGCAGUUUGAUUGCCGUGUCUCUGAGACGGCACGUGGAAGUUCUGAUUUCGACAUCGAGAGAGCUUAUUAUAUCCGCUCUUUAUGUAGCUCUUCUUCGCCUUAUGGAGGAAACUUUUUCAGGGAAUUAGAUCCGAGACUGCAGGAUGCACUGAAGCAGUACCUAACAUCCAAGGGAAUCAGUGAAGGACUAACUAAUUUCAUCUUGUGUCAUCUGAACAAGAAGGAGCAGGAGCAGUACGUUAGCUGGCUACGCAAGCUUGAAUCAACAGUGACUCACUCUCUGAAGCCGUGAGGUGCUCACUCCAUUUGCUCAUUUGUUUUUUGUUUUUUGUUUAAUUCUUCUUGGUGUUUUCUUGCAGUGGUCAUUAAUGACCUUGAGAUUAGCAUAAUCAGCUUUGCCAUGGUUUUUGUUUUAGGGAGAGUUUAUUGACAAAAAUAUAUGUUUAACUGGUAUAUUUCCAAUUAGUGGGACAAAAAGAUCUUAUGCUU
Molecule: messenger RNA, 880 nt
Organism: Raphanus sativus (radish)
Lineage: Eukaryota; Viridiplantae; Streptophyta; Magnoliopsida; Brassicales; Brassicaceae
Exons: 3
Coding region: 54-683 (209 amino acids)
Cellular component (GO): mitochondrial matrix
Source: RefSeq, a predicted model, not a curated record